Messenger RNA from Labrus bergylta (ballan wrasse), 4002 nucleotides. RefSeq names its product mitogen-activated protein kinase kinase kinase 15 (gene map3k15). Gene Ontology annotation, biological process: cellular response to stress; MAPK cascade; protein phosphorylation. The record is from RefSeq and is a predicted model, not a curated record. NCBI's taxonomy places the organism in Eukaryota, Metazoa, Chordata, Actinopteri, Labriformes, Labridae. Gene Ontology annotation, molecular function: ATP binding; MAP kinase kinase kinase activity.
AUGGACACCGGGCAAAGCGCUCAGGUCACCGACAUGGGAGGGGAACACUCAGCUGGGGUUUGCCUGGUGGAGAGGGACCGGGAGAGGGGUGAGGUGUCCAGCCCGAGUCCACCCGCCAAGCAGCGCUCUCUGCGGGUAGUUUACGUCCUGAACGACGGGCUGAAGGCGGGGAUGGCCAGAGGACCAGAGUCCGGAGCGCUGCAGUGUUUGCAAAGAGCCUGCGACUCAGAAAGCGCCCUGCUGACCACCGUCACCUUCGGACGGCUGGACUUUGGAGAGACAUCAGUGCUGGACAGUUUCUACGAUGCAGACAUCGCGGUUGUGGACAUGAGCGAUGUGUUCCGGCAGCCCUCCUUGUUUUACCAUCUGGGCGUGAGGGAGAGCUUCGACAUGGCCAACAACGUCAUCCUAUACCAUGACACAGACCCUGACACUGCCCAGUCACUGAAGGACAUGGUGGCACAGAAGAACACAGCAUCCAGUGGGAACUACUACUUCAUCCCCUACAUAGUGACUCCUAACCAUGAGUACAUGUGCUGCGAGAGCGACGCUCAGCGCAGGGCCAGUGAGUACAUGCAGCCCAGCUGGGACAACCUGCUGGGGCCGCUCUGCGUCCCCCUGACCGACCGCUUCACCAGCCUGCUGAAGGACAUCCACGUCACAUCCUGUGCUUCCUUUAAGGACACCCUCCUAAAUGACAUCAGGAAGGCCCGAGAGAAGUACCAGGGAGAAGAGCUCGCCAAGGAGCUCUCCCGAAUCAAACUACGAAUCGACAACACAGAGGUCCUCACCCAGGACAUCGUUAUGAACCUGCUGUUCUCCUACAGGGACAUACAGGACUACGAUGCCAUGGUUAAGCUGGUGGAGACUCUGGAGAUGCUGCCGACGUGUGAUCUGGCCACCCAGCCCAUGAUCCAGUUUCACUACGCCUUCGCCCUCAACAGGAGAAAUAGUCCUGGAGACAGGGAGCAGGCUCUCGAGGUGAUGCUGCAGGUGUUGCAGUCGUGUGAACAUCCUGCGCCGGACAUGUUCUGCCUCUGUGGACGGAUAUACAAGGACAUCUUUCUGGAUUCAGACUGCAAAGACACUAAAAACAGGGACAACGCCAUACAGUGGUAUAGAAAGGGUUUUGAGCUGCAGCCCACUCUCUACUCGGGGAUCAAUCUCGCAGUCCUCCUCAUAGUUGCUGGCCAACAGUUUGAGAGCUCCAUGGAACUGAGGAAAAUAGGUGUGCGGUUGAACAGUCUGCUUGGGCGCAAAGGCUCGCUGGAGAAGAUGAAUAACUACUGGGACAUCGGCCAGUUUUUCACUGUUAGCAUGCUAGCUAGCGACAUCCCUAAAGCUACUCAGGCUGCGGAGAAGCUUUUCAAACUGAAGCCACCUCUCUGGUAUUUAAAGUCUGUGGUUCAGAACCUGCAGCUGAUCCAGAGGUUUAAGAAGCAGUCGGUCGAACAUUCGCCCCUCAGGGAGAGACUCAACUUCUGGAUGGACAUCAUCGUAGAGGCCACGCAGGGAACGACCAAUCGACUGCGGUUUCCAGUGCUGAUUCUGGAGCCAACUAAAGUUUACCAGCCCUCCUACGUGUCCAUCAAUAACGAGGCUGAAGAGAAGAACGUGUCGAUCUGGCAUGUUUCUCCUCCAGAAACUAAAGGAAUCCACGAGUGGAACUUCACCGCAAUGUCCAUCAAAGGCAUAAGCAUCAGUAAGUUCGACGAACGCUGCUGCUUCCUCUACGUCCACGACAACUCGGACGACUUCCAGAUCUACUUCUCCACUGAAGAGCAGUGCGGUCGGUUCUGCUCCAUGGUGAAGGAGAUGAUAACAGACGGGUCGGGGAACGCUGUGGAGCUGGAGGGCGAAGGAGACGGAGAUACACUGGAGUAUGAGUACGACACAGAUGAGACAGGAGACAGGGUGGUGCUGGGAAGAGGCACCUAUGGAGUGGUGUAUGCUGGGAGAGACCUCAGCAACCAGGUCCGAAUCGCCAUCAAAGAAAUCCCUGAGAGAGACAGCAGAUACUCUCAGCCCCUUCAUGAAGAGAUUGCCCUUCACAAGUACCUGAAGCACAGAAACAUUGUCCAGUACUUGGGCUCUGUCUCUGAGAACGGAUACAUCAAGAUCUUCAUGGAACAAGUACCUGGAGGAAGCCUGUCUGCGUUGCUGCGGUCUAAAUGGGGCCCGCUGAAGGAGGCGACGAUAAUCUUCUACACGAGACAGAUCCUGGAGGGGCUCCGGUACCUGCACGAGAACCAGAUCGUCCACCGAGAUAUAAAGGGGGACAAUGUGUUGGUGAAUACUUACAGUGGCGUCUUGAAGAUCUCAGACUUUGGGACCUCUAAGCGGUUGGCGGGAGUCAACCCCUGUACAGAGACAUUCACAGGGACUCUUCAGUACAUGGCUCCAGAAAUCAUUGAUAAAGGCCCUCGAGGAUACGGCGCCCCGGCUGACAUCUGGUCUUUGGGGUGCACCAUUAUAGAAAUGGCCACUGGGAAACCUCCCUUUCAUGAGCUGGGAGAACCACAGGCGGCCAUGUUUAAGGUGGGCAUGUUUAAGAUCCACCCAGAGAUCCCCGAGUCCUUGUCACUGGAGGCCAAGUCGUUCAUCCUGCGCUGCUUUGAGCCGGACCCCAACAAGAGAGCCAUCGCCUCAGACCUCCUCAAAGACACUUUUGUCAGACAAACCACGAAGGGAAAGAAGAGCAAGAUCGCCUUCAAACCGUCAGACUACAUCCACAACGUUUCUCUGCCCGUUCAGCUGCAGUGCGAGGCCGCCGGGAGCAGCAGCAGUGAGCACGGCUCCGUGAGCCCCGACUGCGACUCCAAACACGACGUCUUCUUCCAGAAAAAGAAAAACUCCGGCUCCGAGAAUCUACUCAAACCCCCCAACUCCAACUACCUGAGUGUUCCAGAUGAAGGUUCGGUGUCAGAGGACCGCAGUGCACCCGCCUCCCCCGAGGACAGGGACGGCGGUCUGUUCCUGCUCAAGAAGGACAGCGAGAGACGGGCCAUCCUGUACAAAGUCCUCAAUGAAGACCAGGCAAAGGUCAUCUCCAACCUGAAGGAGAACCACAUCCAGGGCAUUGAGGAGCUCCAGCUGUCUGUCGACCACAUCAAGCAGAUCAUCUGCAUCCUCCGAGACUUCAUCCAUUCCCCCGAGAGGCGUGUCAUGGCCGCCACCAUCUCCAAGCUCAAGCUGGACCUGGACUUCGAUUCCACCUCCAUCAACCAGAUUCAGCUGGUCCUCUUUGGCUUUCAGGACUCGGUAAACAAAGUCCUGAGAAACCAUCACAUUAAACCUCACUGGAUGUUUGCCAUGGACAACAUCAUCCGCCGAGCUGUGCAGGCUGCCAUCACCAUCCUGAUACCAGAGCUGCAGACCCACUUUGGCCCGGCCUCAGAGUGCGAGGGAGCAGAGAAGGAAGACGAAGUGGAUGAAGAAGAAGCCGAGUUUGGUCCUGUUGUAGCUCCUCAUGCUGACGACUCCGGGACCGGGACCGCUGACCCCAUCCAAUCCGUGACCAGUACGCUAAACUCUGCCCACUCCCAGGAGCACCAGCGCCCGUAUCAUCAACUUGCCGCUCAACUGGGGAGGCUCAAACAGGAGACCAAUAGGCUGCUGGAGGAGCUGCUGCAAAAGGAGAAGGAGUACCAGCACGUCCUGAAGUCCACCCUGCAGCAGAGAACACAUGACCUGGAGCUGGUCAGAGUCAGACACAAACCACCGGACAUCUCCCCUCCAUCCAUCUUCCACAUCCCAGCGGACCACGAGCCAGAUAAGCAGCUCACCGAUUGGCUGAAAGAGCAGGGAGCAGAAGCUGACACAAUAGAUAAGUUCGUACUGGAGGAAUACACACUGACUGACAUUCUAAAUGAAGUUUCCAGAGAUGACCUCCGCUGUCUUCAUCUCAGGGGUGGCGUCCUCUGCCGCAUCUGGCGGGCCAUCCAGCGGCACAGAGAGCGAGAGAGGCUGAGGGUUGAUGACCAAUCAGAAGAUGAUGCAUGA